UCAUCUUUUCGCCUUUUUGCCUUUUACCCAUUUUUUUUUAAUUAUUUUCUAAAAUUCUUUUGCAGUUAACUAACAUAAUCAUUUUUCCACCUUUGAUUGCUUCAAAAGAUUCGAUCUUCCAACAGAGAAGUCCGGAUUCCUCUUUAUUAACGUUAUUGUACAUCAUCCCGUGAUAGGCAACUUCCUCCUCCUCCUCCUCCACCACCUCGUCUUGAAAAAGGAAAACAAGAAGAAGAAUAAUGCAGCAGCGAAUCUGUCUCCUGCUACUCAGAUAAGUUUGACUUGAUGGGGGCAAGUAAUUCGAGGGACAACAAUUUGAGGCAAUCUUCAUCAUCGUCAUCGUGGGAUCAAUACAACCAGUACCCUCCCUCGGUGGGUUAUUCACAAGAUAGUUACCCGCAAUCAUAUCAGCAAGAUAGUUAUAGUUACCCCUCUCGGCCUACUGUUCCGGCAUAUGGACCACCACCACCGCAGCAGCAGCAGCAACACCAUUACCAGGGUACCUCUUCCCAGAGUUAUGGCUACGGGGGUCAGGCGCCUGCUGCGGAGAGGAAGCUUGACAGGAGGUAUUCAAGGAUUGCUGACAAUUAUAAUUCAUUGGAAGAGGUGACUGAAGCUCUUGCCCGUGCUGGCCUUGAAUCUUCAAAUCUCAUUGUCGGUAUUGACUUCACCAAGAGUAAUGAAUGGACAGGUAGGAGGUCAUUUCAUGGGCGAAGCUUACAUCACAUUGGAAAUACUCUGAAUCCCUACGAACAAGCAAUAUCUAUUAUUGGUAAAACAUUGGCAGCUUUUGAUGAGGAUAACCAGAUCCCCUGUUAUGGAUUUGGAGAUGCAUCGACACAUGAUCAAGAUGUAUUCAGCUUCUAUCCUGAUGAUGGAGUGUGUAAUGGAUUUGAGGAAGUAUUGAGUUGCUACAGAGAGAUAGUUCCUCAGCUGAAACUUGCAGGACCGACAUCAUUUGCUCCUGUUAUUGAAAUGGCCACAACUAUUGUUGAGCAAAGUGGAGGACAAUAUCAUGUCCUGUUGAUUAUUGCAGAUGGGCAGGUGACUAGAAGCGUUGACACUGGGCGUGGUCAAUUGAGUCCCCAGGAAAAGAAAACUGUUGAAGCAAUUGUGCAAGCCAGCAAGUUUCCCUUGUCCAUAAUAUUAGUUGGGGUUGGAGAUGGACCCUGGGACAUGAUGAAGGAAUUUGAUGACAACAUUCCUGCUCGAGACUUUGAUAAUUUUCAGUUUGUCAAUUUUACGGAAAUCAUGGCAAAAAAUGUACCUCAAUCUCGAAAAGAGACAGAAUUUGCGCUUUCAGCUUUGAUGGAGAUCCCUGCUCAAUAUAAAGCAACAAUGGAGCUUGGUUUAUUAGGUGGGAGGAAAGGCUAUUCUCCUGGAAGGGUUUCGCUGCCACCUCCUAUGUACGGCGCAGCUUCAUUCAGUGACAAGAAACCUUUACGGGCAACUAGUUUCCAGAAGAGCACAAGUUCUUAUUAUGACCACAGCAGCUCCUUUGACGCGGCUCCAUCUGCUCCAAGCUCUACUUACGAGAGCCAGCUUUGUCCUAUUUGCCUUAGUAACUCGAAGGACAUGGCCUUUGGUUGUGGUCAUCAGACGUGUUGCGAUUGCGGACAAGAUCUUCACGUAUGCCCAAUCUGUCGUAGUCCAAUUCAGACCAGAAUAAAGCUCUACUAAGCCAGCAUCUCUGCAACAUCAAUAUCCACCGAUAGCGCGUGUCUGCUGCCAUUUUUUAUUAGCUAGCUAGCGUUCUAAAUUCUUUUAUGAUUUGUUUGUAUGUGUGUAAAAGGCGGUUUCAUGAGGAGAGGUAGUUGGUUGCUUGGAUCGUUUCGAGUGCUAAAAGGAGGAAAGAGUGGGGGUUUCAGUGCCGAAUAGUAACAUCAGAAGAUGCAACUGACUCUUGGGAGUGAGUUGGAAACAGCGGCUUGGCUGAGAGUAAGAGCAUCCUGUCAUCUUUUCUUGUACAGCGGUAGCGGUUCUAAGAUUCGUUGUAGGAGGAUAGCAAAUAAACUAACCCUGUGGACUACUUUUCUGCAGUUUGCGCUCCUAUGUGGUUCCUUUAUUGUCUUGAGCAAAAAUAAUGUGUCUCUGAAUCGUUUGCAAUCAAAAAUCAAAUGAUGAUUUUACAGUCUUCUUA
This is a messenger RNA of Coffea eugenioides, 2140 nucleotides long. Its product is annotated as E3 ubiquitin-protein ligase RGLG2. Bases 286 to 1680 code for a protein of 464 amino acids. NCBI's taxonomy places the organism in Eukaryota, Viridiplantae, Streptophyta, Magnoliopsida, Gentianales, Rubiaceae. Gene Ontology annotation, biological process: protein K63-linked ubiquitination. The record is from RefSeq and is a predicted model, not a curated record. The transcript has 12 exons. Gene Ontology annotation, molecular function: ubiquitin protein ligase activity.